Molecule: messenger RNA, 859 nt
Organism: Hemicordylus capensis (graceful crag lizard)
Lineage: Eukaryota; Metazoa; Chordata; Lepidosauria; Squamata; Cordylidae
Product: relaxin-3-like
Exons: 2
Coding region: 1-636 (211 amino acids)
Cellular component (GO): extracellular region
Molecular function (GO): hormone activity
Source: RefSeq, a predicted model, not a curated record
AUGGGCAUGAAGGGGCCGCUUCUCCUCCUCCUCCUGCUGGCGGCGGCAGGGGCGCUGCUGCUCCUGCCGGCAGAGCUGAACGCCCAGAGCUUCCCGGCGGCGGCGGCGGCUGGGGCCCCAACGGGCCGCUGGGCCGCCCUCAGUCCCAGAGCUGGCGAGUUUGGAGUGAAGUUGUGCGGCCGCGAGUUCAUCCGCACCAUCAUCUUUACCUGCGGAGGGUCCCGCUGGAAGAGGGGCUGGUCGCCGCCACAGCCGGGGAGGGCGCGCACAGAGUUUGUUCAAACCAGCAAUGACAAAGAACUGGAGAACAUGGAGUUGCAGUCAUUCUUGGAUCCUGAACUAGAGCAGCUACAAAGUAUCAGUCAACCAAGUGGAAAACAGUCAUUGAAAGACACGUCUAAUUUAUAUGAUGAUUAUAAUGAAUAUGUUCCUACUGAUAAUUUCAGUGAAUACAUCCACCAAGUAGAGGAUGCCGCCCACAAAAGCCAAUAUGGAACAGGGAUGGCCAAUUCCCUGGGCUCAAAUAACUUUCCUUGGGUCAAAACUCCCAGAAGAAAACGUGACUUCUCUAUGGGAGUAGCUGGAAUGUGCUGUAAAUGGGGAUGUACCAAAAAUGAGAUUAGUACACUAUGCUAAGAUUACAAUUUUCUCUCUGCAUUUAGUUUUUCAGAACAGGUUUUCAGUGCUAGUUGCAGGGUAUUGGGAUGAAUACUGUGUGUAGGAAGAGGAAAAGAGUUUGUCAAUGUCUCCAAGUACUUGAAAAUGUUGCAGUCUUUUGUAAAAACACACAUAACUUGUCAUCAAAACUAUCUCUUGCACUUUUAUUUGUUUCACUGUACUUAAGAGUGGGAAGCAUUGU